GCAGCAUCCAUAGCCCACAGGUCAGACGGGUCAGAGGUUGAAAGCUCUCACAAAGACCCUACCGGCGGCGAGGAGCUCGCAGCAGCGGCGGCGGAGAUGGGGGCGCAGAGGCGGUGGAGGUUCGCGAUGGUUUGCUCGUCGAACAUGAACCGGAGCAUGGAGGCGCACGCCGUGCUGGGCCGCGCGGCGCUCGACGUCGAGUCCUACGGCACCGGCUCCCAGGUCAAGCUCCCAGGCCCGUCGAUGCACGAGCCCAACGUCUACGACUUCGGCACCCCCUACGGCGGCAUCUACGAAGACCUCCGCCGCAAGGACCCCGACCUGUACAAGAGGAACGGCCUGCUGCCAAUGCUGAAGAGGAACAUCUCGGUGAAGCUGGCGCCUCAGAGGUGGCAGGACAAUGCUGGCGAUGGGGUGUUUGAUAUGAUACUCACCUUCGAGGAGAGGGUCUUCGACUUGGUUGUCGAAGAUAUGAAUAACCGUGAGCCAAAACUGUUGAAGAGCGUGCUGAUAAUCAAUAUGGAUGUGAAAGAUAACCAUGAAGAAGCUAGUGUUGGGGCAAAGCUUGCUUUAGAUUUGUGCCAGAAGCUUGAAGGAGUGGAUGAAGAUUGGGAGGAAAUCAUUGAUGACCUGAUUGUUGCAUUUGAGAAGCAGCACAAGCGGAAACUCACAUACUAUGUCUCAUUUUACUAACUUCCUACCUCCCUGUGAGCAUUAUACAGAGGGAGGAUCAUUCUUAAUUUAACUUAAUGUCUGGAUGGUUUGUGGCAGCUGGAUUAUAUUGUGCUGGUCACUUAAUUGGCCUGACAGGAUAGACACUGAUCUUGAAGCUAUCAUAUGACUCGUGCUGCAUCCAGGUUUUGAUUUGCUGUAGUUGCUCCUUACAAUUGUAAGUGAUGAGCCUGAUAAAUGCACAGCCGCACAGCGGAUACAUUGUUUAGAGUUAGUAGCUAUGUGAUGAACAAUACUUUCUACUGAUGCUGACGUAACAUCACCACA
Messenger RNA from Brachypodium distachyon (stiff brome), 999 nucleotides. Its product is annotated as RNA polymerase II subunit A C-terminal domain phosphatase SSU72. Gene Ontology annotation, biological process: termination of RNA polymerase II transcription. The coding region runs from base 97 to 693 and encodes 198 amino acids. Gene Ontology annotation, cellular component: mRNA cleavage and polyadenylation specificity factor complex; nucleus. The transcript is spliced from 4 exons. The record is from RefSeq and is a predicted model, not a curated record. NCBI's taxonomy places the organism in Eukaryota, Viridiplantae, Streptophyta, Magnoliopsida, Poales, Poaceae. Gene Ontology annotation, molecular function: RNA polymerase II CTD heptapeptide repeat phosphatase activity.